Culex pipiens pallens (northern house mosquito) is the source of this 1427-nucleotide messenger RNA. RefSeq lists its product as uncharacterized. Gene Ontology annotation, molecular function: glutamate-gated receptor activity. Gene Ontology annotation, cellular component: membrane. The record is from RefSeq and is a predicted model, not a curated record. The coding region runs from base 80 to 1390 and encodes 436 amino acids. NCBI's taxonomy places the organism in Eukaryota, Metazoa, Arthropoda, Insecta, Diptera, Culicidae. The transcript has 4 exons.
AUCAGUCUGUCUUCUGAAAAUCGACGGACAUCGAAAAUGGAAACAAAUUUUCGAAUGGAUAACAAACGAAACCUUGUCUAUGGAUAGCAGUGAAAUAUUUUUAUCGAACAAAGCACAUCUGGAUAAUCGUGUGAUAAAACUUGCAACAUUUGAAGUAAUUCCAUUUAUACAACUAAUCCCACGGGAAAAUGGACGAUCAGUACUAAACAACAAAACAUAUUUUAUUGACGGUUUGGAUGGUAGAUUAGUCGAAGGAUUUUGUGAAGCUUAUAAUUGUACUUGGGAACUUACUAUAAAGCAAGAUGCCCAGUACGGUAAAGUGUACGAAAAUAAAACGGCCGAUGGCAUAACUGGAUCGUUGUUAAAUAGGCAGGUUGACGUUGCAAUUGGAGGUAUAGCAGGAUGGUACCAUCUUCUCCCGUAUUUCAGUUUUACAAGUCCCAUGCAACCGAUUAGUGUGACCUGUUUAACGCCACAGCCAAGGCUCUUACCAUCCUGGACGCUUGCAAUCCGGAUUUAUAAGACACAAGUUUGGAUAUUGCUACUGGUUACUAUUGUCGUCAUCAUAGUUUUUACUUACGUGCUACUGAAACUCAACAAUGUACUGCAUAAUUUUCUUCCCAUUCCAUUUCAAGUUAUUGGAGGACUUUUGCUGCAACCGGCAAAUCUUCGUGUUCGGUCAACUUCCGAAACGAUAUUUUCCUUUUCGCUCAUCAUCUUUCUGUUCCUUGUAACAAACAUGUACCUGGCAAAAGCCGUCAGUAUGAGGACCAACCCUGCGUAUGCUGCAUCCAUCGACACCGUUGACCAUUUGGCGGCCAGUGGAUUACCCUGGAAUGCCCCUCACGAGGCCUGGAAAUAUUCAAUUCUUUCAUCCGAGAAGCCUUCCAUACGGAAACUUUUGCAAACUUUUCGUGCCCCAGAGGUUUCCAAACUUGCGCAAAUUGCCAACGAAGGCGAUGAAAGUCUUGCUAUAGCUUUCCUUGCCUACGGACACUACAUAAUUGGUAACUGGAUAAACACUGACAACGUUGCCCUGUAUCGAUUGAUGCAAGAGGACCUGUACUGGGAGUACGAACUAGUCUGGACAACCAAAACAUGGCCCAUGUACGACGCGUUGAAUGAGUACAUCAUGCGCAUUGUAGAGGCAAACUUGCAACGUUACGAGGAGUUGAUAGUAGCUCAGCAGUAUCUGAACCACCGCGUUCAAAACGUUAUCGCUCAUUCAACCGAUAAGGUAAAAGUAAAACGAAUAGUAUCAAAGUUUCAGAACAUAAAAGGAUACCUGAAUCUCUUUUUGGUAGGUGCUAUUAUAGCAUGUUUAGUGUUUGCUGUUGAAGUUCUUUGGGAGAAAAAGAAUGAUAUUUUCAAAUGGUAUAAGGGAAGAUAAGAACUAUUAUGUAAAACUGUGUCUUAAAAUUACAACA